Macrobrachium nipponense is the source of this 1421-nucleotide messenger RNA. RefSeq names its product scavenger receptor class A member 5-like. The record is from RefSeq and is a predicted model, not a curated record. Lineage: Eukaryota; Metazoa; Arthropoda; Malacostraca; Decapoda; Palaemonidae. The transcript has 5 exons. Bases 168 to 860 code for a protein of 230 amino acids.
CCAGGAGGAGGUAGUUGUGUGCCUGGCAGAUAAAACCUCCUAGCGCCAGUUUCGUGAGACCUGGUGGUACUUGAACACUGCGGAAUUACUCUAUUUACCCUUGGAAUUUUGCGUUGGAUAACAAAUUCGGGUACUUGGUGAAAGAUGGUAGCAAGACUUUGGACGUUAUGCUGGAUGUGCUCAGUGGAAUUUUGUUGGUACGAAGUGCCAAAAUUACUUCGGAAAUAGAUGCACUCGACGUGGAAACCCUAGAAACGCUGAAUGAAACCGAGAAGGCUAAGGAAAAGUUCAGAGAUCUGAAAGCGAGACUUCUGAAUUUGAACCCAGAGUACAUCAGUGAUAUUGAUGAUGCAGCUCACGAGAGGCAUUUGCGGACGCUCUUUCCGGCGGGUUAUAGUGGCUGCUCUUGCUCUGACUUAGCGGCUAUUGCAGCGCAGAUCACCCUGUUUGAAGACGACGUGAGAGGACUCGACGAUCUUCAAAAUAAAGUCGAUCUGAUUGCCACGGCAGUAAAACAGCUGGGAGCCUGGGUUAAUUCGGGCGUGAAAGGCCCACAGGGACCACAAGGACUUCCCGGACCUCAGGGGGUCACAGGACAACAAGGUGACUCUGGUGAUGCAGGACCCGAUACUGUAAUGACACGGGAAGGUAUACCGGGUCCCCAAGGGCCGAGUGGUCCUUCAGGACCAUCCGGUGUUAAGGGAGAACGAGGUGACUGUAUCAAGGGACAGAAAGGAACCCAGGGUAAGAAGGGCGAGCCUGGAGUCGGACUUCCUGGAAUGCGAGGAACACCGGGUCCACAAGGAGUGCCUGGAAAGGCUGCCCCUAACCUGGAUUUCUCAGGAGCUAAAAGCACCUAGGGUCCUUUUGAGGAACUCGGAUUCCUGAAUUCUCCUUAGGCUCCAUUCUACAUUAAAUUAAAACAAUUGCAUGGCAAGUGAUAAAAUAAUGAGAAUCUUAGUGGCAAGAAUGAAAGAAGCCCCAUCACAUUGUAUAAAUGUUAAUAUAGCAUGUUUUUCACCAGGAAAGUAGCUCAUUUUCAUUUCAAAGUACUGCAAAAUAACAACCUAAAUUUUAAAAAAGGGGAAUUAGUAUUCCACGAAAAUUUUCAUCCGACAAAUUAACUAUUAAACAAAUUAUGUUUGUGUCCCAUGACUACUUAUCACCCUUUUUUCAAAGAUUUCACGUUCAAAAAUCCAAAUAAAAAUUCAGUUAAUAAAGUAAUCUAGUGAUUAUUACGCUCAAAAUAAAGGUUACUGUUAUAGAGAAACAAAAUCUUACUAAUCAUUUGAUUAAAAAAAGUUAUUAGUUAUUUAGCAGUCUCUUGCAUCAAGGAUGUAAAAUGUUUUUAAUAACGUGUUAUACUGAUUAGAUGUGGUUCUUCUCUACUGCUUCAGAUUCAAUUAAAAAUACUUUGCAUA